AUGCCAGGCUGCCGCAUCAGCGCCUGCGGCCCGGGGGCCCAGGAAGGGACGGCCGAGCCGGGGUCCCCGCCGCCGCCCCGGGAGUCUGUGCCGUCCCCUCAGCCCCCGCCCCCGCCCCCAACUCCGACCUUGACCCCGGUCCAGGCCCCGUCGGAAGCGGUCCCGGAGUCGGCUGGCUCUGCUGAAGGGCAGGAGCUACAGCGAUGGCGCCAGGGAGCUAGCGGAGGGCCUGGGGGUCCCGGGCUGGCAACCGGCGGCGGCGCAACGGGGACCGGGGGUCGCGCGCUGGAGCUGGCCGAGGCGCGGCGGCGGCUGCUGGAAGUGGAGGGUCGCCGGCGCCUGGUGUCGGAGCUGGAGAGCCGCGUCCUGCAGCUGCACCGUGUCUUCCUGGCGGCGGAGCUGCGCCUUGCGCACCGCGCCGAGAGCCUGGGUCGCCUGGGGGGCGGCGUGGCGCAGGCCGAGCUCUACCUGGCGGCGCACGGGCCGCGCCUCAAGAAGGGCCCGCGCCGUGGCCGCCGGGCCCGCCCGCCCGCGCUGCUCGCCUCGGCGCUCGGCCUGGGCGGCUGCGUGCCCUGGGGUGCCGGGCGCCUGCGGCGAGGCCACGGCCCGGAGCCCGACUCACCCUUCCGCCGCAGCCCGCCUCGAGGUCCCGCUUCCCCCCAGCGCUGA
Molecule: messenger RNA, 669 nt
Organism: Elephantulus edwardii (Cape elephant shrew)
Lineage: Eukaryota; Metazoa; Chordata; Mammalia; Macroscelidea; Macroscelididae
Gene: TRNP1
Product: TMF1-regulated nuclear protein 1
Exons: 1
Coding region: 1-669 (222 amino acids)
Biological process (GO): regulation of cell population proliferation
Cellular component (GO): nucleus
Molecular function (GO): DNA binding
Source: RefSeq, a predicted model, not a curated record